GAAAUACCAGAAAUAAAAAAAUAAGGUGUACUUAGAAAUAUGGUGGAGGCUAUUUAGAGACAUCGGUCUUUGGGCUCAAUCAAGCCCAGUAUUAUAGUUUUUUCGUGGUCGGCCCAUCUUCUACUUGGUUUCUUCUCUUCCGUCUUUCCUAAAAAACCCUAAUUCUUCACUUUACGGUUCUGGAUUUGAAAUCGGUGACACUUCAGUCUUCAGUUUUUUCUUCCCUUUUUAAGCAGAAAUGAAGCUUGUUCGCUUAGCUUCUCGAUUUGUUAACACUAACCUAUCACAUCAAUGUUAUCGAUCCACUAUCACCAGAGCACACUCUACAGACCCAUUCGGGCCACUUCUAGGCAAUGAUAACAAUCGCACAAGCGAGUCUGCUGAUGAGUUUGAGCGCCGGAUAUUCGGUGGUAUAUCGGCUAAUAGUUCAGGUUCGGAUUCUUUCUUCCGAAAGCUGGAUAGAGCGGAGAAGGGUUGGACUAGGCCUGGUGGGUCCGGUAAUUUUAAUGGAGUGAAUAAUUCGUCGUUUAUGGAUGGUCUGGAUGACAGUUUUGAUACUCUGUCCGAUGGAAUGGAUGGUAAGUUACAGAGAGCUGCGACGUAUUUUGAGUUUGAUCCUGAAGAGAUCAUGCAACCUGAUUAUACUUAUAGGCCGGACGCCAGUUUUACUCCUGGAAUGACUUAUACACCUAAGGAUCUUGAUAUUAGAAAGCCAGGAGUACGAAGAUUCCCUGUAAGGCCUGAGUUUGAAACAUCGACAAAGGAAGUUCUCAGAAAAGCUGAUUUCAGGAAUGUCAGAUUUCUUGCAAACUUUUUAACAGAAGCUGGAAUCCUUAUCAAGAGGAGUAUGACUGGCAUCAGUGCCAAGGCUCAGAGGAAGGUUGCAAGGGAGAUCAAAACAGCCCGAGCAUUUGGACUAAUGCCUUUCACAACAAUGGGAAGAAAAGCAUUUGUGUUUGGAAAAACAAUGGAGGAUCUUGAUAAGGAUUACGAAUAUGAGACUUAUGAAAGUCCCGUGGAUGUUGAUGCAGAUGAAAAAGACAGUUUUUGAGCACAGUAUCUUGUCAAUUUCUGUUGGGAAUAUAAAUCUGACUUUGUAAAGAGUUUAUCAAGGUUGUUUAUUUGAAUCCAUGGACAUUUCUUGCUUUAAUAAGCCCAAGAAAUGGCCUAGUUCUAAAGGUCGUCAGGAAUUUUGAUGCAAUGGAAUGAACUUGAUCCUCGGUCCA
This is a messenger RNA of Pistacia vera, 1226 nucleotides long. RefSeq lists its product as uncharacterized. Gene Ontology annotation, cellular component: mitochondrial small ribosomal subunit; ribosome. Gene Ontology annotation, molecular function: structural constituent of ribosome; small ribosomal subunit rRNA binding. The record is from RefSeq and is a predicted model, not a curated record. The transcript is spliced from 6 exons. NCBI's taxonomy places the organism in Eukaryota, Viridiplantae, Streptophyta, Magnoliopsida, Sapindales, Anacardiaceae. The coding region runs from base 239 to 1051 and encodes 270 amino acids. Gene Ontology annotation, biological process: translation.